UACAGCUGAUCCUUGUCAAAGUGACGUGUGUUUACGUUUUUAGGUUACAUCCAUCAAUAAUAAUGCUCUUGUAAAUACACCUAUGUUAAACAGUAAACAAUGUCGGUUAGCAUAAAGAUCGAAGAUGCACAGCCUUCGCUGCCCAAAGUUCGCCUGAAGAUCAUAUGCUUCGACAUCACGAAUUACUCACAAACAAAGCAGUUCCUAAUUUGUUCCACAGCAGUCUUCAUCUUCUUUGUGCUCUACGGAUACAUGCAAGAACUCAUCUUCACAAUAGAAGGCUUCAAACCUUACGGAUGGUACCUUACAUUAGUCCAAUUUGGUUUCUAUUCCAUCUUCGGUUUAAUUGAGAAAUAUGCAACUAGCAUCAGCAAGAGAAAAAUUCCAAUUAAAACUUAUAUUUUACUUGCCGCAUUAACACUGGGCACUAUGGGUUUUUCAAACUCAUCCGUUGGAUACUUGAAUUAUCCGACUCAGGUGAUUUUCAAAUGCUGCAAACUGCUUCCAGUGAUGGCUGGUAGCAUUCUCAUUCAAGGCAAACGGUACGGACCAUUAGAUUUCAUUUCUGCCUCCUUAAUGUGUGUCGGACUAAUACUUUUUACUUUGGCUGAUUCCAAAAUAUCUCCCAAUUUUAAUACAAGUGGUGUGAUCAUGAUUUCUCUGGCAUUGCUUUGUGAUGCUGUUAUUGGCAAUGUGCAGGAAAAGUCCAUGAAGAAGUCAGGAGCUUCAAAUGCUGAAGUUGUACUGUAUUCUUAUUCCAUUGGAUUUGCUUACUUAUUUAUAAUAAUGGUGAUAAGUGGAAGUUUUACUGAUGGUAUUACAUUCUUUGCUCAGAAUCCCAAACAAACAUAUGGAUAUGCAUUCAUCUUCUCUUUGACUGGUUAUUUGGGAAUACAGAUUGUCCUGACUUUAGUGCGAACUUGCGGAGCUUUCGUGACCGUCACUGUUACAACAUGUCGAAAGGCUAUGACCAUCAUAAUUUCUUUUAUAUUCUUCAACAAACCCUUCGUCUUCCAGUAUUUAACUUCCGGGCUUCUUGUGGUCAUAGCAAUUUACCUCAACUUGUACAGCAAGAAGAACCCCAUGUCUUUUGAUGAUCUCUUCUACAAGAUCAUUUAUCUGAAGAGGUACAUCCCGUUGGGACACACCAGGAAGCAAGAGCGAUUCCACAAGCUCUCUGUAAGCAAUUAUUAGAUAGAUAUACAAAAUUUGUAUAAAAGCUAAAGAAAAUAAUAAAA
Nicrophorus vespilloides is the source of this 1238-nucleotide messenger RNA. RefSeq names its product adenosine 3'-phospho 5'-phosphosulfate transporter 2 (gene Papst2). The record is from RefSeq and is a predicted model, not a curated record. Lineage: Eukaryota; Metazoa; Arthropoda; Insecta; Coleoptera; Silphidae. Gene Ontology annotation, cellular component: endoplasmic reticulum membrane; Golgi membrane. Gene Ontology annotation, biological process: transmembrane transport. Bases 100 to 1194 code for a protein of 364 amino acids. Gene Ontology annotation, molecular function: 3'-phosphoadenosine 5'-phosphosulfate transmembrane transporter activity. The transcript has 5 exons.